AUACGAUGCAUAUUUUUUAGCUAAUUCGGUGGUAUUGUGUCACUAAUAACCGCGUAUAUCUGUGUAUCGUUUUCAUGAUUUUUGAUAUUUAUUUAUUGAUAAAUAAAGCAUGAAUUUUUCUUAAAAUAAGUGAUUCGCUAAAAGUUAAAAUAAAUAUGAUAUUUUUCUACGUGCACAAUGUCAAAACAAAUGUUUUUCUAUAAAACAAUACUACAGUCAUUCAGUUACAUUAAAUUGAAUUAAUGAUAAAUUAACCACAUUAUAUUUCACAAUGGAUACUAUAAACUUUUUGAUUGUUGCCGGUCUUCUUCACUGCUCAUUGUUUUUUUUCAAUGUGAUCUUUAAGUCAUGUUUACACUAUCCAUAUUUUUUAUUCCUGGAAAAUACUGGACUAGAAAUCAAAACAUUGAGUUUAAAAUGGUACACUACAGCUUUUAAUCGUAAAAUUCUUAAAUGGGCAACAGACAGAUCUAGAUUUUGGACGUUAUGGUUUGAUAUUGGAGUUGUUGUCAGCAUUAUAUUGCUGCCUAUUGCAACAAUAAUUGUCUUAAAAAUGACGUUUGAUAAUUUAUUCUUUCAAUCAGAAAGUGAAGGAUCUAAUCGUCAGUGGAAUUUGGAGCCAAUGAUUCCUGGAAUCAAUAUUCCAUUUUCUGAUAUUCAAUAUUACAUUAUCACUUUGGGAUUAUGUAGUAUAUUUCACGAAUUUGGCCAUGCUAUGGCAUCAUCUCUUGAAAACGUUCAACUAUUUGGAGUUGGAUUAAUGUUAGCAUUCAUAGUUCCUUUAUCAUAUGUAUCUAUUGAUAGUGAUCAAUUAAAACAAUUGCGUUUAAAAAAUAAAUUAAGAAUAUUAUGCGCUGGUGUGUGGCAUAAUCUUGUUCUUGCUGUAGUUGCAGCAAUAAUUUUUUAUGUAAGUGGCUGGAUUUGGGCUCCACUAUUUCUCUCAAAUUCAGGCGUAUACAUACAGUCAAUUGAACCAAAUUCACCAUUACUCGGGCCUAAAGGUUUACUCAAUAAUGAUAUAAUUUACAAAAUUAAUGACUGCCCUGUAAAAAAUAAUAACGACUGGUAUCAUUGUAUUUUACAAUCAGUUAAACAACCUACGCCAGGUUAUUGUGUGGUAAAGUCCAUUAUUGAGGAAUAUGAUGAAUCAAUUCCCGCAACUGUAGAAAAUGGAGUUAUCAAUUGUUGUAGAUUAAAUGAAAAUUUAAAUGGCAAAUUAUGUUUCGAACAUGUCGAGGAUUCAGCAAUUGGACCUCUCCAAUUGCAAUUACACUCAUGUUUAUCUGCAAGAAUUCUAAUUGAACGUUCAAUCCGAUACUGUCAAUAUUCAUUUCAAUGUGCUGAAUUAAAUGCUCAUUGUAUGAUACCGCAGUUGAAUAAUUCAACUAAAAUUGUUCAGUUAUCAAGAAAAGAAGGAAGUGAUGUAUUAUUCUUGGGACAUCCUCAUGAAAUUUAUCAGAGUGUAAAAAUAUCUAACUGGAUACCUAGACACCAGUUUUUUAAUCCAAAUAUUCCUGAAUCCUUGGAGAUACUAUGUAAAUACAUGACCGUGCUAUCGGCAGGUCUGGCUGUAAUAAAUAUAAUUCCUUGUUUCUUUUUCGAUGGUCAAUACAUCGUAAUAGAGUUGUCUCAGAAUCUUUUGAGACCAUUUAUUAGUAAUAAGAGUAUGAGAGAUACAAUCCCACUAACAUUGGUUUCUGUUGGAACUAUACUUCUUACAAUUAAUAUUCUUUUAACAUUCAUUCGUAUGUGAUUGACAUGAUUAUUUAUUAUUUAGAUAGCUUUAAAUUCUUUUUUAAUUCAUUCAUGGAGUUUUCACCGUGCACAAUUAAAGAUUUUAUAGCAAACUGUAAGAAAUGAAAAAAAUAUAAAGGUUAUAUCACUUUCAUCCAUUUAAUACACUGAACUCACUUCAUCGGCAAUUUUCUUAUUUCCUUUAAAUUCAGAAGUUGCCCAGUUUUUUAAGUACUCUCUAUCCUGUUCAUUGGGUACUUGCUUUAUCGUCCUUAAAAUUUUGCGGUAAAGUGUAAGUACUUGUUGACGAACCAUAAACUAAAACAUAAAAUAAAUAAAGUACAAAUACCAUUCUGACAUACGUUCUUUUUCGAAUGUAAUUUUAUGAACAUCAGUACCUGUUUAAGAUCCAUGAAUGAAUUAAAUGCAUUAGCACCUUUAAUUAUAAUUUCAUAUAAUUUUUAUUUAGAUAAAUUUAACAUCAUAUUUUGGAGUAUUCUCCAAUAACAUUGAUAUCUUUUUGCUGCUGAAGUUGGUAACUGUUGACUGAAAUUAUAUCGUACUACUAGGUUGUAUACUUGGAUGAAUGAACUAUUCAAACUUAUUUUUUGUCACCAAUAAAAAUUAUUUAUUACAA
Chelonus insularis is the source of this 2371-nucleotide messenger RNA. It is a transcript of the gene S2P, whose product is annotated as membrane-bound transcription factor site-2 protease. The record is from RefSeq and is a predicted model, not a curated record. Bases 272 to 1753 code for a protein of 493 amino acids. The transcript is spliced from 7 exons. Gene Ontology annotation, cellular component: membrane; cytoplasm. Gene Ontology annotation, molecular function: protein binding; metalloendopeptidase activity. Gene Ontology annotation, biological process: regulation of response to endoplasmic reticulum stress; membrane protein intracellular domain proteolysis. Lineage: Eukaryota; Metazoa; Arthropoda; Insecta; Hymenoptera; Braconidae.